CACUAGUUCGCUUCAUUACUCUUUGCUUGGUUGAAGUCGAACAACACACAACCGUAACUCUAAACAAUGAGCAAAAGGCAACGGAGUUUCACGGCGGCUCCGGCGAAGAAGGGUCCUUCUCCGGCGACCGUUGGCCAAAUAAAUAAAGGGCGGGAAACUCCGACCACCGUGCUGUCCCUCGACUCCGACAUCGUGGGCAUCAUCUUCGCUUUCCUCGACAUGUUCGACCUCGUUCGGUGCUCCCUCGUUUGCAAACACUGGAAUGCCAUCGUUGAGUCCCGCUCGCUGCGAGAGUUUUACGAGAGGAAGAUGAAGAAUUCUUCUAUCUUCGACGCGGGUUCGUCUGAAUUUACCAAAAUGCCCUUGAGGGCGAUUUUACGGGAAGUGGCUUUGGAGCAGCAUAAAUUGGCUCUUCAGUGUGGUGGCUUUUACGUUGAUCAGUGGAAGGGUCAUUCAACCAGGGUUGCUCAGUGCCGAAUGAAAAUGGGCAUGCUUGUUACUGGCGUAGGUGAUAAGGUUAUUCGUUUCUGGUCAUUAGACAGCUACAAAUGCAUAGAAGAACACUCAGUGCCAGAUAUGUUCUCUUUAAUUGACUUUGAUUUUGACGAUAGCAAGAUUGUUGGUCUAAUUGGUAGUCAUUUAUGCAUAUGGAGGCGGAAUGGGAAAAGAAGCAUAUUUCCUUCACCUGAAGGCAAAUUUGUAAAAGGUUCAUGCAUGCGUUACUUUGAUCCAGAAGCUGUGGUUGGAUGUGAUGAUGGAGCCAUUCGUGUUUUUGAUAUGUACAGUAGGAGAUGUUCUCAAAUAAUAAGAAUGCACUAUGCACCAAUAACAUGCGUAUGUUUGAGUGAAAAUCAAUUGAUAGUGAGUGGCUCCACUUCAGGGAAUAUCACAAUAUCAGAUCCUUCCUCUGUUCAGCAGGUAGCAACACUUAGAUCAAGUGAUGCCAGAGGCAUAAGGACCUUAUGUUUCAAUCCCUCCUCUCAGCUAUUGUUCGCAGGAUCAGCUGUUGGAUUUACAUAUUGUUGGGACCUUAGGACAAGGAAACUGUUGUGGAGCAACCGAGUGAGUCCUAAUGUUAUAUACUCCUUACAGCACAUGCAGGGUGACACAUCAACAUUAGCUGUUGGUGGAAUAGAUGGCAUUUUGAGAUUUCAAAAUCAGAAUGAUGGAAGUAUUGUUUCAAGUUGUGUUGUGGAGGAUAAAUUGUUAUCAACAUUUCAAAGUUCUUCUGGAUCCAUUCAAAUAAGGAAAGGAAGGAGGUUGCCCGAAGAUACCUACAUAAAUAUUGACCUUAUUCCCAAGACUGCUCGACCUUCUAUUACAUGCCUCGCUGUUGGAAUGAAGAAGAUUGUUACCACUCACAAUACCGAUGACAUCAGAGUAUGGAAAUUUAAAAGUAACAUUUCUUUGUAAAAUUAAGAAUUUAGUAUCCUGUAUAUUGUUUGUGAAUAGUUUAUCUUCGAGGACAGCCAUGGAGUGAGGAAGAGAAAUUUAUCUUUCUAAAAUAAAAUAAAAUACUCUUUUAAUA
Molecule: messenger RNA, 1528 nt
Organism: Cajanus cajan (pigeon pea)
Lineage: Eukaryota; Viridiplantae; Streptophyta; Magnoliopsida; Fabales; Fabaceae
Source: RefSeq, a predicted model, not a curated record